AUGUCCGACGCAAACCAAGCUGCCUCAUCGGCAGAGCAAAUCGCAAAAAACGCCCGCCUAGCAUUCGAACAAUCCUCCCAACUGCUCUCCACCUCCUCCUCCGCCGACUCCAUUCGUUCUUCCGCUCUUCUCUCCAUCCGUUCCGCUCUCGAACACAACAAAUCUCGAAUCGAGGAUGCAAAUUCUCUCGACAUGGAAGCAGCUAACGCUUUGGUUGCUGCUGGAAAACUCUCCUCCUCGCUCGCCUCUCGUCUCGACCUAUUCUCCAAACCCUCCAAAUGGCAAUCUCUCCUGGAUGGAGUAUGCGAUGUAGCCUCACUCCCUUCUCCCCUUGACCACGUACAGCUUGCACGACGUCUAGCCGAACCAACGCGCACUCAAUCUGCCAUCGAUCUCUACCGCAUAACUUGCCCUAUUGGCGUGUUGUUGUGUAUAUUUGAAGCAAGGCCGGAAGUGGUGGUUAACAUUGCCUCUCUCGCGAUCAAGAGUGGAAAUGCAGCGAUAUUGAAAGGUGGCAAAGAAAGCAGAAACACAGCGGCGGUGUUGAGUGAGAUCAUCGCUGAGGCAUUGAAGCAGGCUGGCUUGCCAAGGGGAUUGGUGCAGAGUGUUGAGGGGAGAGAGUGUGUCGGAGAGUUGUUGAAGUUGGAUGAAUACAUUGAUUUAGUGAUUCCGAGGGGUAGUGGAGAAUUGGUUAGGCGCAUUAAGAGGGAUGCUAGGAUGAGUGUUAUGGGUCAUGCGGACGGUCUUUGUAUUGGGUAUGUUCAUGAGGAUGCUGAUCUGAAGCAUACCAUUGGAACUGUGGUGGAUGCCAAGACGGAUUAUCCCGCUGCUUGUAACGCAUUGGAGACACUAUUGAUCAACCAAGCUUUGGUCCAAGACUCUGCCUUCUGGCCUUCUCUUGCAGAAGCGCUACUCAACGCUGGAAUCGAGUUGCGUUUGGACUCUGCAACUCUAUCUGCUCUUAAAACUUGCUCGCCCGAUCUCUUGACAAAGUACACAACCGAAGGGAAAGUGAAACACGCAACACCAGAAGACUUUACCACCGAAUUCCUCGAUCUCACCCUCGCCAUAGCCACCACUGCCAACCUGGAUUGCGCAAUCUCGUACAUCACAACUCACUCCUCAGGCCACACAGACUUGAUCCUAACCUCUCCGACCCUAAGCCCCAACGCAGCAGCCGAGAAGUUUGUGAAAAGUAUCAACUCAGCAAACGUUUUCGUCAACAUUUCCACCCGCUUUGCCGAUGGAUUUAGAUUCGGCUUGGGUACUGAGGUAGGUAUUAGUACGGCUAAGACGCAUGCUAGAGGUCCUGUGGGUUUGGAUGGUCUGUGUAUAUACAAAUAUGUUGUCAAGUCGACUGUGGAGCAUGGCGAAUGUGGCGAGCGAAAGAAAGGCGCUCAGAUAGCAGCAGAGUUUAAUGGUCCAAGGAAAUGGUGUCAUAAGCAUAUGGAGGCUAAGUAUCCCACUUUGUGA
Messenger RNA from Ustilago hordei, 1473 nucleotides. RefSeq names its product putative PRO2 - gamma-glutamyl phosphate reductase. Bases 1 to 1473 code for a protein of 490 amino acids. NCBI's taxonomy places the organism in Eukaryota, Fungi, Basidiomycota, Ustilaginomycetes, Ustilaginales, Ustilaginaceae. Gene Ontology annotation, molecular function: glutamate-5-semialdehyde dehydrogenase (NADP+) activity. The transcript has a single exon. The record is from RefSeq and is a predicted model, not a curated record.